Ceratotherium simum simum (southern white rhinoceros) is the source of this 1223-nucleotide messenger RNA. NCBI's taxonomy places the organism in Eukaryota, Metazoa, Chordata, Mammalia, Perissodactyla, Rhinocerotidae. The record is from RefSeq and is a predicted model, not a curated record.
GCCGGAAGUGGUGCGGCACGGAGGAGUGACGUGACGUGCCCGUCCCUGCCGUCUCGAGAGUAAUGAUGCGGGUGUGCUGGUUGGUGAGACAGGACAACCGGCUGCAGCGAAUAAAACUUCCACAUUUGGAAGCUGUCGUGGUUGGGCGCAGCCCAGAGACCGAGAUCACUGACAAGAAGUGUUCUCGACAGCAAGUACAGUUGAAAGCAGAGUGUAACAAAGGAUAUGUCAAAGUAAAGCAGGUAGGGGUCAAUCCCAGCAGCAUUGACUCAGUCGUAAUUGGGAAGGACCAAGAGGUGAAGCUGCAGCCUGGCCAGGUUCUCCACAUGGUGAAUGAACUUUAUCCAUAUAUUGUAGAGUUUGAGGAAGAGGCAAAGAGCCCUGGCCUGGAAACACACAGGAAGAGAAAGAGGUCAGGCAACAGUGAUUCUAUAGAAGGGGAUGCUGCCCAGGAAGCUGAGCCCAGUACAGGACUGGCACCUGGGAGUGACCCCAGCCAAUGCUCUGUGCCCACAAAGAAGGGGAAAGAUGCAUCUACCAAAAAGGAAUCCUUGGGCCACUGGAGUCAAGGCUUGAAGAUUUCUAUGCAGGACCCCAAAAUGCAGGUUUACAAAGAUGAGCAGGUGGUGGUGAUUAAGGAUAAAUACCCCAAGGCUCGGCACCACUGGCUGGUCUUACCAUGGGCCUCCCUUGCCAGUCUGAAGGCUGUGACCAGGGAACACCUUGAGCUCCUCAAACACAUGCACACCGUGGGGGAAAAGGUGAUUGCAGAUUUCGCUGGGUCCAGCAAACUCCGCUUCCGAAUGGGCUACCAUGCCAUCCCCAGCAUGAGCCAUGUACACCUUCAUGUGAUCAGCCAGGAUUUUGAUUCUCCUUGUCUUAAAAACAAAAAACAUUGGAAUUCUUUCAAUACAGAAUACUUCAUAGAAUCACAAGCUGUGAUCGAGAUGGUGCAAGAGGGUGGCAGGGUGACUGUCCAAGACGGGAUGCCUGAGCUCCUGAAGCUGCCCCUCCGUUGUCACGAGUGCCAGCAGCUGCUGCCUUCCAUUCCUCAGCUGAAAGAGCAUCUCAGGAAGCACUGGCCACAGUGACUGCAGAGCCUGGACUUCUGCAGCAAGUAUGGCUGACUGUUUAGAGCAAACUCCUGCCACCUGUUCUGGAUUCCCUGUGAACUUUUACUUGUUUUUUGAAUUAAAACAUGCAGCUUUUUUUUUUUUUACAAA